ACACCUAUCAAAGUCAGAAUCUCUAUUGAAAAGGCAAGGUACGCACGGCAGAAUCUUCUUAACUUUCUUCUAAAUUUCUUCUUCCUUCAUCCUAUCCCUUCUUUUUCUUUGUUUUUUUUUUUUUUUCCUUCAAAUUCUAAUUUCAUUAUAUAAACCCAUUACAAUUAAAUUCUCAGCCCCUCCUGUAAUUGGCCAAAAGAACAAAAAAAAAGAAAAAAAGAAACAGAGCUAUGUUUCGUUUUUUCAGUUAUUUCUGUUACCUCUACGUCUAUUUCCUUCUCCGUUCCCGCCCUUCAUUUCCUGCCAGACUUAUACCAGACUCCAUGACUGUCAUAACCACCGGUACCCAUAACACCAGCAACGCCACGUGGCAUGAUUUUACUCGCUUCCUCGACGCGGGGCAGGGCAGUGAAGUCACUGGCAUGUCUGAGCUGAAGAAAUACUUGAACCGUUUCGGUUACCUCCCGGGGAACGUUAAUUUCACCGAUAUAUUUGAUUUGGAGUUCGAGUCAGCAAUUUUAGCUUAUCAAAACAAUUUGGGCUUACCUGUGACAGGUAAAUUAGAUGCCGAUACCAUCUCUACAAUCAUGUCACCUAGAUGCGGUGUCAGCGAUAAGACAACCGAUUCUUUACAUGUGACAAAACAUUAUGCAUAUUUCUAUGGCAAGCCAAGGUGGACAAAGGGAUCGCCAAUAGCAUUAACCUAUUCUUUUUCGCCUGAAAAUAUGAUUGAUUACAUAAGUUUAGACGAUAUAAAGAUUGUAUUUAGGCGGGCUUUUUCGAGAUGGGCAUCAGUUAUUCCGGUUAAUUUCAUGGAAGUUGAAGAAUACAAAUCGGCCGAUAUUAAAAUCGGGUGGUAUCACCAUGAUCACGGCGAUGGAGAGCCGUUUGAUGGGGUUUUAGGAGUAUUAGCACAUGCUUUUUCUCCAGAGAACGGAAGGUUUCAUCUUGAUGAAGCUGAGACAUGGGCUGUUGAUUUUGACAAGGUUAAGUCAAGGGUAGCCGUUGAUUUGGAAUCAGUAGCAACUCAUGAAAUCGGACAUAUACUUGGUUUGGCUCAUUCUUCGGUCAAAGAAGCUGUGAUGUAUCCAAGUUUAAGUCCAAGGACAAAGAAAGUGGACUUAAAGAUUGAUGAUGUGGAAGGUGUUCAAGCUCUUUAUGGGUCAAACCCUAAUUUCAAGUUUAGUUCUUUGAUGGAGUCUGAAAAUUCUAUUGACAAAGGGAUCGGCAUCAAAUGUAGAAUAUCGAUAUGGAGCAUUUCUUUGUUGGUGGGUGCUUUGUUACUGUUUCUGUUUUCAUGAUGACACUUUUGUUUUUAACUUUGUUACAUGUAUGAUUUUUCAGUCGGAUACAUACAUAGUAUAGCAAAUUGUUCACACUUUAUACGAAAAGGAAGAAGAUAGAGGAAAUAUUCUUUGAUAUUAAA
Molecule: messenger RNA, 1426 nt
Organism: Ricinus communis (castor bean)
Lineage: Eukaryota; Viridiplantae; Streptophyta; Magnoliopsida; Malpighiales; Euphorbiaceae
Product: metalloendoproteinase 1-MMP
Exons: 1
Coding region: 231-1301 (356 amino acids)
Biological process (GO): proteolysis; collagen catabolic process; extracellular matrix organization
Cellular component (GO): extracellular matrix
Molecular function (GO): zinc ion binding; metalloendopeptidase activity
Source: RefSeq, a predicted model, not a curated record